This is a messenger RNA of Plasmodium yoelii, 2082 nucleotides long. Its product is annotated as conserved Plasmodium protein, unknown function. The record is from RefSeq and is a predicted model, not a curated record. NCBI's taxonomy places the organism in Eukaryota, Apicomplexa, Aconoidasida, Haemosporida, Plasmodiidae. Bases 1 to 2082 code for a protein of 693 amino acids. The transcript has a single exon.
AUGAAAAACGGUAAUAAGGAAGUUAAACUGAUCUACAGAAAAUUAAAUGACAAUUUUUUUAUCAUAAAUAAGCCUGUCAAUUGGGUAUUAGGAAAAAGGCGAAAAAUAGACGAACAAAAAAAUGAUGGGAACAGUUAUUUUUUAAGUGACUACAUCGGUAGUUUAAAAAACGAAAUAAGAGAAAAAAACGAAAUAAGGGAAAAAAACGAAAUAAGAGAAAAUUACGAUUAUAUUACCAAUUUAACAAACUUAAGCAUUUCUGAAAAAAACGCGUUUUUAUACACAAACUCGCCACUAUAUCUUUAUAACAAUUUAAAUUCAAACUUGUUUUAUAAUACAAAUAAAAUAAAAAAUACUUCGAAUAUAUAUAACAAUAUUUUUGUAGAAAAAAAUUAUGUUGAAUCUAUACUAAAUCAUGAAUCUAAUACACAAAUAUAUUAUCCUUAUAAGCUCCCUAUAUAUAUAAGUGGGCUAGUUAUAUGUUGUAAUAAUUAUUUGAUAUAUAAAAAAUUUAUUCAAAUGAUAAAUGAAAAUAAGUUAAUACGAAAGUAUCGAUGUUUAAUAUCCAGCCCAUUUUCAUUUGUUGACACGAAAAGUAAUGAUGUAGGUAGCUUCAAAAAAAAUAAUACGACAUUUUUUUCAAAAGAAAAUAAACAAUUUAUUACUAAAAAUGUGAAUGUAUCAUCUAACCAUAAAUAUGAGACAAACAUAAAAAAUAAAAUAAAAUGUGAAAAUGAUAAAGAUGAAAAAAAUAUUUUUACUGAAAAGGUAUUUCAAAAUAUAUCGUCUUUACAAGCACAAAAAGAGGCAAGUAUUAUUUUUCCUUUUUAUAAUUUUUUUGAUGAAAAUAUAUAUUCCACAAAAUAUCUUUAUAAUUUAAUAGAUCUUGAAAUAGACAAAUUAAAAGACCAAAACAAUAAUUUAAAGGAUAAAAAAAAAUCUCAAAAUAAUAAAAAAAUGAUGACUGAAAAAUAUUUUAUUUCUACAAAUUUAGCUAAAAGUUCACCAAUCACAAGUUUAAAUAAUUUAACUUCUUUUCUUCUAAAUAAUAAUAAUGUCAAUACAACUAAUUAUGAUAACAAUAUUCAUUUGGAAAAUAUUUCUGAACAUGUUAAUUUAAAAAAAGACGAUUUUAGCCAAGGAACACAAAGAAUAAUGUGUUUUCAUGAAAAUGAAUUAAACCCUGAACCCUCAAAUAAAACGAAAGAACCAAAUGUUGAUUGUGGUGUUGAAUUAAAAAAUAAUUUCACAAAACAGAUAAUAGAUAAAGAAAUAGAUUUUCCUGUUUCUUUUUUUUUAAACUCAGGUAAUUUAUAUUUUUUAGAGAAAAAAGUUGGAAAAGAUUCUAAACAAUUUUCAAUGAUUUAUAGUAUAGAAAAUUAUAAAGAUUAUUUAAAAAAAAAUAAAAAUAUUAUAUCAUCAUUAUAUGAACAAAAAAUGAACAAACAAAAUUAUAUAAAUAAAAAUAGAAAUAUAGAAUAUAAUAUUAAUAAUAUAUAUAUAAUCGAUUUUGUAUUAUUAGAUAAUAUAAAGACAGAUCUUAUUCGUUUUUUUUUUAGUGAAAUGAAAACACCAAUAAUAUAUGAUAACAUAUUUUAUAAAAAUUUUUUUAAAAUAGAUAUAAUAAAUGAAAUUAUUACACAACAUAUAGACAAAGCUAUAGAUAAAAAUGUUUCUAAAAAAAAUUUAAAAGAUAUAUUAUAUGAUAAAUAUUCCAAUAAUACUGAAUAUAUAUAUAAUAAUUCGAUAAAAAAUGAGGAUAAAACAAUCAAUAAAUAUAUUUAUAUGAAAACCCCUAAUUUGUUUGAUUCAUUUACCAUUCCAUUUGAAAAAAAAAAAACUAUUAAAACUAAUGACGAAAAUAAAAUAAAAUUAAACAACUAUUUUAUAAAUGAAGAAAAUAUUGUAAAUUGUACUGACCAAAGUAGACAAAAAUGUAACAAAAAAGAAGAAUCACACAUUUCAAUAAAUAUUAAAAAAAAUAAUAAUCUUUGUUUAGAAUUAUAUCAAUUACAAUUUAUUGAUCCUAUUAACAAUGAUCAUAUAAUUAUUGAAAAUUCAUUACCCAGUUCUUGGCUAUAA